CUCACUAGCGGGUAGCGGCUACUGCUUUACUUUUACUUCAUGGUAGCGUUAAAACGCUAAAACCCUCGCAUCACAAAAACACGGUGGUUUAAUGGCGGUUCCUUUUCUUCUCCGUUCUCUCUACUCUUCCACCAAAAAAUCAUUUUCCUCUUCUUCACCUUUCACUCCAUCUCCCUCUCGUUUCUUCUCCCGUGCCUUCUCUUCCGCACCCGCCGCCUCCACCCAUCCCACCGUAUCCCCUGACCCUAGCCGCCUCCGCAACGUCGCCGUCAUCGCUCAUGUCGACCACGGCAAGACAACUCUCAUGGACCGACUUCUCCGUCAGUGCGGUGCUGAUAUCCCUCACGAACGCGCCAUGGAUUCCAUUAAUCUCGAAAUUGAGCGCGGCAUCACCAUAUCUUCCAAGGUUACUUCUGUUUUGUGGAAAGAAAAUGAGCUCAACUUGGUGGAUACUCCUGGACACGCUGAUUUUGGUGGUGAGGUUGAACGUGUAGUUGGUAUGGUUGAGGGAGCAGUUUUGGUUGUUGAUGCUGGGGAAGGUCCACUUGCCCAAACUAAGUUUGUUCUUGCAAAAGCCUUAAAGUAUGGGUUGCGGCCUAUUCUUCUUUUAAACAAAGUAGAUCGGCCAUCAGUUACCGAGGAGAUGUGCAAUGAAGUUGAGAGUCUGGUGUUUGAUCUAUUUGCCAAUCUGGGUGCUACAGAGGAGCAACUUGACUUCCCAGUUCUUUAUUCUUCUGCUAAAGAAGGAUGGGCAUCCACCACUUAUACCAAGGAUCCUCCUGCCGAAGCCAAAAAUAUGUCACAGUUGCUUGAUGCCAUUGUAUCACAUGUCCUUCCACCAAAUGCAAACAUUGAUGCCCCUUUCCAAAUGCUGGUUUCAAUGAUGGAGCGGGACUCGUAUCUUGGGCGGAUUUUGACUGGUCGUGUGCAUUCCGGGGUUGUUCGUGUUGGUGACAGGGUUCACGGACUACGUAACAAAGAUUCUGGCGCCGAAAAAAUUGAAGAUGGAAAGGUUGUGAAAGUAAUGAAAAAGAGGGGUACAACCAUGAUUGUAACUGAUUGUGCUGGAGCUGGGGAUAUAGUUUCAAUUGCUGGUUUGUCAAGUCCAUCAAUCGGCCAUACAGUCACUUCUGUGGAGAUUAUGUCUGCAUUACCCACAGUUGAAUUGGACCCCCCAACAAUUUCUAUGACCUUUGGUGUAAAUGACUCCCCAUUAGCGGGCCGUGACGGUACUCAUUUAACUGGGGGAAAAAUUGGUGAUCGACUAAUGGCUGAAGCUGAAACCAACCUUGCCGUAAAUGUGCUUCCAGGCAUGUCAGAAACAUUUGAAGUUCAAGGAAGAGGAGAACUACAGCUGGGUAUUUUAAUUGAGAAUAUGAGGCGUGAGGGAUUUGAGCUAUCUGUCUCUCCACCUAAAGUCAUGUAUAAAACUGACAAUGGUCAGAAACUUGAGCCAAUAGAAGAAGUUACAAUUGAGGUAAUAAUUCAAUUUGGUGUUCAGUGUGCUUGUGCAUGUGUUUGGACUUUUAACAUCAUAAUGGAUCUAUCCCAGGUAAAUGAUGAGCACGUUGGCUUUGUAAUGGAGGCCUUGUCUCACCGACGAGCUGAGAUUACUGACAUGGGUCCUGUCGCGGGAGCUCUUGGUCGAACUAAAUUGUGUUUGACUUGUCCAUCAAGGGGCCUGGUUGGUUACAGGAGUAUAUUCAGCAGUGAGACGCGUGGAACUGGGUUCAUGCACCGUGCUUUCCUCACAUAUGAAAAAUUUCGAGGCCCUCUUGGCAAUGUGAGGAAAGGAGUACUGGUAUCAGUGGGUUAUGGUCCGAUCACAGCUCAUGCAUUAAUGAGCUUAGAAGCUCGUGGGACUCUUUUUGUAUCUCCUGGAAUGGAGACAUAUGAUGGAAUGAUUGUUGGAGAACAUUCACGGGAUACAGAUCUUGAUGUUAAUCCAGUGAGGGCUAAACAACUUACAAAUAUACGUUCUGCUUCCAAGGAUGAGAAUGUGAAGCUGACUCCUCCUCGCCUUAUGACGCUGGAAGAAGCUAUAGGGUAUGUAGCUUCAGACGAGCUUAUCGAGGUUACCCCAAAGACCAUCCGGUUACGAAAGAAAUACCUUGAUGCUAACAAGCGUAAAACCAUGAGUAAAAGGCAAAAGGAAUGAAGAGGACAAAAAGCCAAAGGAAUGAGGUGUUUUUCCUCAAUUAAAUUUUGUAACAUCAAUUUAUUCAGCAUACAUGAUAUAGUCGUCACGACUCACGAGCAAACGUUUUCAUCAUCAGGUUCUAACUUAAAUUCAAUAUUCUUUGAUAGUGAUAUAAUGCAGCCAAAUUUUGUAUUUCUAAGAAAUGAUUAAUAAUUGCCUAUUGAUUAAGAAAUAAGUACUCAUUGUUAUGUUCUAUAGAGUUUUUAUAUACAAGAGCCCAUUUGGUGCACAGGAUAAGAGACAGAAUAUGAUAACUGUAUCAUAUCCUGUUUCAGUCCAGUGUUUGGUGAUACACAUCAGUGUAUAAUAAGUUAAUCCUGUAGCUUAUCCUA
Messenger RNA from Trifolium pratense (red clover), 2532 nucleotides. RefSeq names its product 50S ribosomal subunit assembly factor BipA. The coding region runs from base 92 to 2158 and encodes 688 amino acids. The transcript is spliced from 18 exons. Gene Ontology annotation, cellular component: cytosol; ribonucleoprotein complex. Gene Ontology annotation, molecular function: GTPase activity; GTP binding. The record is from RefSeq and is a predicted model, not a curated record. NCBI's taxonomy places the organism in Eukaryota, Viridiplantae, Streptophyta, Magnoliopsida, Fabales, Fabaceae.